CCACAAGCUUCUACACUAACCCAGACGCUUCCAUCGUCCAAUCCAUUGUGCCUUCAUAUCACUCUCCCCCAAUUCGUAACCCUAAUAUCGGAACAACAAGCAAGAGUUCAUCGAUUCGCAAAACCCUAGGAAUCGAGAAGAGAAGAGAAGAUCAUGGGAGUGGAUUACUACAAGGUCUUGCAGGUUGACAAGGAUGCCAAGGAUGAUGAUUUGAAGAAGGCUUAUAGGAAGCUUGCUAUGAAAUGGCACCCGGAUAAGAAUCCUAACAACAAGAAGGAGGCGGAGGCUAAGUUCAAGCAGAUCUCCGAGGCCUAUGAGGUCUUGAGUGAUUCUCAGAAGCGUGCCAUUUAUGACCAGUAUGGUGAGGAAGGCCUCAAGGGCCAGGUCCCUCCACCGGGUGCUGGCGGGUCCUCAUUCAACUUUGGCGGUGGUGGGGAUGGUCCCAAUGUAUUCCGGUUCAACCCGAGGAAUGCUGAUGACAUUUUUGCAGAGUUCUUCGGGUUCUCAAGUCCAUUCGGCAGUAUGGGGGGUGGAGUUAAGAGAGCUGGUACUUCAAGGUUCGGUGGUAGCAUGUUUGGAGAUGACUUCUUUAGCCAGGCAUUCAGUGGGGAGGGCAUGGGUGGUGCUGGUGGCCCUAUGAAUGCUGGUCGGUCUCAAAAAGCAGCACCCAUUGAGAAUUUGCUUCCUUGUAGCCUUGAGGAGCUCUACAAAGGCACCACCAAGAAGAUGAAGAUCUCUAGAGAGAUUGCCGAUAUUAGUGGUAAAACAAUACCAGUUGAGGAAAUCUUGACAAUUGACAUAAAGCCCGGGUGGAAGAAGGGAACGAAGAUCACAUUUCCUGAGAAAGGGAAUGAGCAGCCAAAUGUCAUCCCUGCAGAUAUCAUCUUCGUGAUCGAUGAGAAGCCACAUGGUGUGUUCACAAGGGAUGGCAAUGAUCUCAUUGCUACACAAAAGAUCUCUCUUGUUGAAGCCCUGACAGGCUAUACAGUCCAUCUGACAACCCUGGACGGACGAACUCUCACCAUUCCUAUAAACAAUGUAAUACAUCCUAACUAUGAGGAGGUAGUUCCAAGAGAAGGCAUGCCACUACCAAAGGAUGCUACAAAGAAAGGGAACCUGAGAAUCAAGUUCAACAUCAAGUUCCCCACAAGGUUGACUGCAGAGCAGAAGGCUGGAAUCAAAAGGCUUUUGGGUCCUUGAGUUCUUGACAAGAGUAAAAGGCAUUGACAUUGUGAAUAUGGAGGGAGGUGAGGCUGAUGAAAUGAUUCAGGGAAGUUCUGUUGGAGUUGGAUUUAUGAUUAAAAUGCCAAAGAGAAUUCUAAUAUGAGCUUGUUUUAUAGGUUUGAAAUAGUAUGGGGAAUGUGGAGUUAAUUCUGUAGAUCAUGAUGAAGAAUAUCAUAUGACCGUGAAGGUUCAUUUUUCUGCUUUGGCGUUGCCCAAAUAAAAUGCUCUUGUAGAUCUAUCACUGUGUUUUUAUCUAUUACAUUGUUUUGAAGAGAUGGGACUGCAUUUUACUUUUUUUUA
This is a messenger RNA of Dioscorea cayenensis subsp. rotundata (Guinea yam), 1524 nucleotides long. RefSeq names its product dnaJ homolog subfamily B member 13-like. Gene Ontology annotation, cellular component: cytosol. Lineage: Eukaryota; Viridiplantae; Streptophyta; Magnoliopsida; Dioscoreales; Dioscoreaceae. The transcript has 3 exons. Bases 154 to 1200 code for a protein of 348 amino acids. Gene Ontology annotation, molecular function: protein-folding chaperone binding. The record is from RefSeq and is a predicted model, not a curated record.